Messenger RNA from Talpa occidentalis (Iberian mole), 3180 nucleotides. RefSeq names its product chloride nucleotide-sensitive channel 1A (gene CLNS1A). The record is from RefSeq and is a predicted model, not a curated record. The transcript has 7 exons. Gene Ontology annotation, biological process: mRNA cis splicing, via spliceosome; chloride transport; spliceosomal snRNP assembly. Gene Ontology annotation, cellular component: spliceosomal complex; pICln-Sm protein complex; cytosol. Bases 82 to 804 code for a protein of 240 amino acids. NCBI's taxonomy places the organism in Eukaryota, Metazoa, Chordata, Mammalia, Eulipotyphla, Talpidae.
CUUCCGGGGCGGGGGCAGGCGAGGCAGGUUUGUCGGGCUGUAGGUGCCUGCCGGCCGCGAGUUUCCAGGCUGCCGGCCGCGAUGAGCUUCCUCAAAAGUUUCCCGCCUCCCGGGUCAGCGGAGGGACUCCGGCAGCAGCAGCCGGACACCGAGGCCGUGCUGAACGGGAAGGGCCUCGGCACCGGCACCCUCUACGUCGCCGAAAGCCGCCUGUCUUGGUUAGAUGGCUCUGGAUUAGGAUUCUCACUGGAAUAUCCCACCAUUAGUUUGCAUGCUGUGUCCAGAGACCUAAAUGCCUAUCCACGAGAACACUUGUAUGUUAUGGUAAAUGCCAAAUUUGGAGAAGAAUCAAAAGAAUCUGUUGUAGAUGAAGAAGAGGAAGACAGCGAUGAUGAUGAUGAUGAUGUUGAACCUAUUGCUGAAUUUAGAUUUGUGCCUAGUGAUAAGUCAGCAUUGGAGGCACUGUUUACUGCAAUGUGUGAAUGCCAAGCUUUGCAUCCAGAUCCGGAGGACGAAGAUUCAGAUGAUUAUGAUGGAGAAGAAUAUGAUGUGGAAGCACAUGAACAAGGGCAGGGGGACAUCCCUACAUUUUACACCUAUGAAGAAGGAUUAUCCCAUUUAACAGCAGAAGGCCAAGCCACAUUGGAGAGAUUAGAAGGAAUGCUUUCUCAGUCUGUAAGCAGCCAGUAUAACAUGGCUGGAGUCCGGACAGAAGAUUCAUUAAGGGAUUUUGAAGAUGGAAUGGAGGUAGAUUCUGCACCAACAGUUGCUGGACAGUUUGAGGAUGCAGAUGUUGACCACUGAAAAUGAGUUAUGCUGCUUUGAGAUUCUGCUUGUAACUGUAGGAGAGAACUUGGUGCCUCUUCCUCUGUGGAGUGGGUAUUGAUGAAAGGCUUUUCCCUUCUCCAAAACUCAUCUGAACCAGUUCUUUCUUGAGACAGACCAUAUACUGAGACAACAAGUUGUCACCAGCAGAAGAAAUUAUGACCUUUAUUAACAAAGGUGAAUUAACUUAACCAAGAGGGUAUUUGUAGUUUAUUGUUCCCUAAAACUUUCUAUGUCUAGGUACCCUCUGAAUAGCCCUAUAGUUCUUACCUUUACUGUAUGCAUCUUCUGUAACAGCAGGCCUACACGGUGAAAUGUCUAAUAGUUUGGGGGUAUAGAUAGAUUGGAAGGGAAAGAGAGAGGCUGAAUCUAAGUUAUACAUACUAUUUAGGGCCUAAGCAUACCUUGACCUCUUGCAAAAGAAAGAUAAAGAGAUCUCAAGAGAAAUCUUAGCCUCUGCUCAUUAUCCAAGGGUUAAGGGUCUUUUUACUAGUUUGGGAUCCAGAUUAAUUCAUUCAGUCAUCUCUAGAUAGCCUCCUUGGAAACAUCCCAGCGACACAUACUACACUAACACAAGUGCUUUUGCUGCUUUCACCAUGUUUCGUCAGUCUGUUCUAACAUCUUAGGUUAUAUCCUUUAAUUUCCAACCUCUUAGGUCAGUUUCUUUAACAGAACAAUGAAAUUGCAAAGAAGUCCUCCAAGUACUUCAGAUAAUUGUUUCAUCUUUGUAAUAGCUUAACAAAUAAAUCUAGGUUUUCUAUAUUAUUGUGUUCUCAUUCUUGACUAAAACCAUUAAUGAAAAAAGUUUUUUUUGAAUGCUGGCAAAAAAUGAGAAUCUUAUUCAUCUUAUUUUAUUCAACUUUGUUGAGAACAUCAACAUAAAAUGAAUAAGAAAAUACGUAGUCAGAACUUAUUUAGUAGGGCAAGGAUUUAACACAUUCCAGGGAAUUUCUGCUUCCAUCUGGAUCAGGAGUAAUUUCUUUUUUUUUAAGAUUUAUUUAUUUAUACAAGCACUGGGUACAGUCAGAAGCACGGGAGGGUGAGAGAAUUCACCAGAGUCAGAGCAGAGAGCAGAGUAGGCAGACUGACACAGUACACUGCUGAGGGGAGCAGCGGAUGGCAGGAGAGGUCUGCGCGCCAUGUGGGACCCUUACCCGGCGGCCGGGGAUCGAACCGGCGCUGCACAGGCUGUGGGCAGCUUUGCAAUCCAGUGCUCAAUUGCUGCACCACUGGGGAGGCCCAGGGUUAAUUUCUUAAAACAUACUUAUCAAUUCUUAGUUUUCCAUUUUUACAGAUACCUGAGCAUUUACAGGCUGAUCUGUAACUACAGAUUUGUGCUUGGAUUUGGAUAACAUUAUAUGACCUUAAAAGUAAAGUUAGGAAAGCUAUUCAGAAUCUCUUGACUUUUAGCAACUAAGCUUUAGUUUAUUGCUACUAAGCUAAUGUUUCAGUAUUCCCACUUGGUUUCCUCAUCAUGCAUGGUAGACUAAAAAAAAUUAAUUUACCUAUUUCUGAACAGACUCAGAAAUACUGAAUUGAUUACGAUGGACAAAUAUGAAAGGGUCAGUGGACAUGGAAACUGAAAUUUUCCAAGACCACCUCUGUACCAGUGACUGUCCUGGGUUCUUUUACAUACUUCAUGCAUGUACUAUUCUUAACUCUCUUAGGAGUAUAGGUGCUUUUAUUACCCUCCUUCAGAAUAAGGAAACUGAGCUACAGAGAGAGCUAACUCUCAAGAGCUAUCUCUUGAAGUUAUAUAGGUAGUGAGCCAAGAUUUUUAAGCCUAUACCCUAAACCACAUUGCCUUACUAUAUACCAGCACCUGAGAGUAAGCAAAUUCUCUCUUUCCUGGUUGGUUGGUUUGUUUUUUUAAUAUAUUUUGUCAGUCAUUUAUGUAACGAUAAUUUUGGGACUAGUUUCACACCUCCAUAUAUGCAUAUGCUUCACUCACCUUCUACCAAAACUCCAGUGUCAAUAUCUGUCCCCUUCUAUAACCUAUCCCUCUUCCCUCUCCCCUAGUCCCUCUUGUAACCAGUAUAUUUUUCAGUGUCUAAGAAUUUUCCAAUCUGUGCUUUGUUAGUUUUUCUUGGCUGUUUAUGUGCAACAAAUGUGUGAGGCCAUCUGGUAAGCUGUCUUUGACUUUCUGACUUAUUUCACCUAGCAUAAUCACCUCAAGAUCCAUUCCUGUUUUCCUUUGAAAAGGCACUAUUUCAUUGUUAAUAGCUAUGUAGUAUUCCAUUGAGUAUAUUUUCCACAUAUUCUUUAUCCUGUCAUUGGCCAUUUAUGUUGGUUCCCUGACUUGGCUAUUGUAAAUAAACUGCUGUAAACAAAGGAAUGCAAAAUCUUUUUGUAUUA